Striga hermonthica is the source of this 414-nucleotide messenger RNA. The record is from the annotation of a GenBank genome assembly. NCBI's taxonomy places the organism in Eukaryota, Viridiplantae, Streptophyta, Magnoliopsida, Lamiales, Orobanchaceae.
AUGAAGAAAACACUCGUGUAUUAUAGGGGAAGAGCUCCACAGGGAAUAAGGACCGAUUGGGUAAUGCAUGAAUAUAGACUCGACGACAAGGAGUGGGAGGACACUUCCGGUCUCCAGGACUCGUAUGCAUUAUGCCGUGUUUUCAAGAAAAACGGACUGUCCUCAGAAAUCGAGGAUCACGUCCAAUCGAGCAACGUGUUGUUGCUCGAUUACAUGCAAGGAGUCAACAACGAGCACGAGUCAAUGUCACCCGACUUCCCUUUGGCAUCAUCUUCCAACAAUAGAUGUAAUGAAGAAGAAGAUAAAGAUGACAAGGAUGAGUCAUGGAUGCAGUUUAUUACAGAUGAUGUUUGGUGUUCAUCCAGCACAAACUUUGCUGGUGAUGAAGUUUCUCAGCUGACCUUCACGAACUAA